Pocillopora meandrina is the source of this 6946-nucleotide messenger RNA. Lineage: Eukaryota; Metazoa; Cnidaria; Anthozoa; Scleractinia; Pocilloporidae. The record is from the annotation of a GenBank genome assembly.
AUGAGUGAAACGAACGGCAAGGUGAAUGAUGAUGAUAACACUGAGGAGAUUCCAUUACAAGUUGACGUCGACGUUGAGCAGGAUGCAGAAGAGGAAGACUUUCGUUACGGCUGGGGGAGCUUCAAGCCACAGUGUUUACAGUUCCUUUUGAGCGCCAAAUGUUUUGUCGUUGCUAUUGCGUUUUUCUCUUUUAUUCAAGGUAAGGGCGGAUAACUUGCUCGAACUGUUGCAUCUAUCUUUGUUGAGUUCUCCCAUAGGAUUAGGUCCUUGUGGGCCUAAUGGGCUAGAACCGCUAGAAAUUAUAAUGAAAUUGGAGAGUAAGUUUAAAUUGUUACUGCCAUAAUCGAAUUGCAAUCUUAGAUUCUUGGGUAGAAGGUGUCAUUGUAAAGGACAGUGCGUUGCCUCAUUAUCGUGUCCCUACUUUCUUUGUAGGUAUGACAGUGAAUGGCUUCACCAAUCUGUUUCUGUUGACUUUAGAGAAGAGAUUUCAGCUCACAAGCGCUGAGGUGGGAUUCGUUGCAGCAUCCAAUGACAUCGCAGGAAUCUUAUUAACUGCGCUGGUUAGCUUUUACGGAACAUAUGGGAAUAAGAUAAAGUGGCUUGGAUACGGCUCCAUUAUUACAGGUAAAGCAGAGAAUUUUAUGCAGUAUGCACUGCACUGAUAUUCUCAAGUUGACAAGCAUAUAUAUAGUUUAAGGUCCUUUUAGUGGAGGCAAAGACACGAUUGGAGCACAUAGGAUAUCUUGUUACUUCUCCUCGCAAUAAAAACGUGCGAACAUUGUAAGUCCUCAAAAUCUCCUUUUUUACGAUCUGUCUCUAGAAAAGCAACGCACCAAGUUUCAGCUUGGACUUGAUGUACGUGCAAUUUGUCACGCCCUCUUGAGCGAGUCUUAUGCAUUACCUUAGUAAUCAAAUUAGAGCUUGCAGAUAGAAGAGCAAAUAAGAGGAAAUAGUUGGAAUGAAAAGUAUGAAAGGAAAUAGACUGUAAGAAUUUGAGUUGCGUCUACGAUACAGAAAAAUGUUAUCGGAAGGACAGAAACCCUAAAAUUUUAUUGGUUUACUUUUUAAGACAAACUUAACAAGACUACAGUGAUUAUUUAGGACGGAGAAGAUAUGUACGAAUUGCGAAUGACAAUCUUGAAAAAUCUUUCAUGUUAAAAAUGACUUUUACAAGUAAAGCAUCUAUACACUGAGAAGUAUUUUUGAUACCACAGGUAUAGGGUGCUUAUUAUUCGUCCUUCCACAAGGCCUUGUUGGACGAUACGAGCCUCUGGCUUCAACCGGAGGACUCAUCGACGGCGACGUUUGCCGGUUGAGCGGAAAUGACACCUCAGAAUUUUGCUUCGCUGACUAUGGUGGUCAGUGGUACUACAUCUUCAUCUUUUUCGUGGCUCAAUUGCUCAUGGGCGCAGGGGCAACAUCGCUGUUCACCCUGGGACCUGCUUAUCUUGAUGAGAACGUACACCCAAAGUCGUCACCAGUGUAUCUCGCGGUCUUUUUCUCUAUGACUUUGUUGGGGCCUGGGUUAGGUUUCGUCUUGGGUGGAUCACUGCUGAACAUUUACAUUGACAUCACACAGGCAUGUAAAAUCAGUUAUUUCCUGUCUGACCAAGCUAGAUAAAGGGUUCGUCUCUUGUAAUCAGCGUAAGGCAACUUAAGGAGGGUCUGCUAUUCCACUUCCUGGGAAAUUACUGGUCAGCAAACGAUACCUUUUUUACUUGUCCUUUCUCAAUAAUAAAUAAACAACAAUUACCCUUUUCUUUUAUACCAGGUGUUUCAAAAGCUACGGGUUAAAACAUAACUUUCUUUUCGUUCUAUUGAGCAGAUAUCUGAUAUAGUGUUCAUUUAUGAUCAAACUUAACAAGUCUUUUCUUACCCGACAGCCAGAAGGAUUAAAUCUCACCCCAGAGGAUCCCCAAUGGAUAGGAGCGUGGUGGCUGGGGUACCUGGCUGGGGGCUCUAUUCUUGUCGUUAUCUCAGGCCUAAUUCUUGGGUUCCCUAGAGAGUUACCUGGGGCCAGACGUAUUCGCGAACAGGCUCUUAAAGAGGGCUAUGUGCCGAAGGAAGACGAGAGAAUCAAAGGAAAACUGAAGGACCUCUUGCCAGCCACAGUGCAGCUGAUCAAGUCACCUGUCUUUAUUUUUAACACGCUAGCCAUAACAUCCGGUGCACUAUUUGGCGCCGGAAUAGCGUCUUUCAUUGCAAAAAUUCUUCAGUUGAAGUUUGGGCUCAGCGCUUUCUUUUCAGGAGUGAUAAUUGGGGUAAUUCUUGUGCCAGGCACGGUGGGUAAGUAUGCAAGAAAACAUUUUAUUAAAUAGAUACUGAUGAAAUACCAGGAUUUUUCGAAUUCCUUUUACUAAAAAUUCAUAUCUUCAUCGCGCGCAGUGAAGAUACUAUUUUUAUCUUUCACGUGUGAGGCCGGUUCUUUUGAAAUUUCAUUCACAAAAUGGCUUCGAGGUGAGAAGACGGUAAAGUUACCGGUGACUUUCUCGAUGAGCUGCCAAAUUAUAUCCGAGUUUCAUAACAUUUUUGUGACAGGUAUUUUGCGAUAGGUGACCACUUUAAUCGCAUUAUUUUGCUGUCUCGAAAAUGCGAUACUUUCAGCACUCGAAGAUAAAAUUCAUAUCCCCGCGCGGCCAUGUAAUAUCCUCUAUAACGUCAAACUUUUCACAGACUAUUCGGUAAAUAGCUGAUUAAGCGUCGAAAAAUUAUCCGAUCCGAGUUUGUGUCGGUUUUCAUUAGCUGCUCGGAAAACACCCACCAUCCUCGCAAUUAAUUAGUCCAAGAUUAAAACCAAUCGAGGUCCCAAUUUCUCCUAGACCACGCAUACGUGCAUACGCAGACGUACAUGACACAAUUAUUAUGUUUGUUAUUAUUAUUUUUUAGGUGGUGUGCUUUUGGGUGGAGUACUCGUCAGACGAUUUGACCUGAAGACGUCGUUAAAAAUGGCUGCAAGAUUCUUAGUUAUCGCCUCAAUGUUUACUGUCAUAGGAAGCUCUGCGUGGUUCAUUCCUGGAUGUGGUGUACCGGAUGUAGCAGGAAUAACAACUCCUUAUAAAAACAGGUUAGAUAAUAUCAAAAAGAAGGUACGAGUCUUACCAAACAAAUGACCCUUUUGUGCCACAGUUUAUUCCGGUUCCUACGGAACGAAGAAACAACUAUCACUAUUCCUCUCGGAGGGGAUGUUAGAUGACCGUAAAUUUACUUUAGGAACAAGUUAUGUACAUAACGAUGGUAAUGAUAAUGAUGCAAUUAAAUACCGCAUUUCCCAUUUGAGUAUGCUUUAAUGCGCUUUUCAAUACUUUGCGGGGGACUUCAGCCAGACUGCAUUGAAAGGGUUAAUCACAACUUUUUUGAAAGGAAAUUUUUCAGGUCCCCUCAGUUUUGGAAUUUUUGAAACCAAUCCCAGACUACAACACCAGGAGUUACGACCCUACUUUUUCGCGAGAAUUGAAUGGGUUCUUAAAUCUUCCCCUGCUAACCAAUGCAGAGAUUGAGAAGAUGCAGGAGACGAGGCCAACAGUAUAUCGUCCUUAUCCAAGAAGACUAGAACGUUUAACCAUUUGCAGAUGUCAUAGCAAAGACAGAACAUUCUCCUAAGUCAUUUUAAGAUGUAAUUGUUGGUCAGGUCUGGGGCUCGAACCCACGACCUUCCACGCUGCAGUCUGUAGCUCACAGCUUGGGCUAUACUGGAGGAUAGAGGUUUAAGUUUUUAGGCGAUAAUGGUCAGAAAAAUUUAAAAUUCUGUCUGUAUAUUUUCUUAUUUUCUGAAUCUUAUUUUAGUGCUACUGGAUUGAAUGGAGUGCAGGUAGCAUGCAAUCUGAACUGUAGCUGCUCACUAGCUACCAUCAAUCCUGUUUGUGGAGAAGACAACCUUGCGUAUUUCUCACCCUGUCUUGCUGGAUGUAAAAAUAUGAAGAAUGAGGUACAUGAAUCAAGAAAGAUGAUGAAUUUUUUACUCUUCUUUCGGAUAAUAAAGAUAUGUUUUUCAGUUGUCACGAGCGAGGGACAAAGAGAAAAUCUGAAGUUCCCACGACCUCGGGAUCAAAAAUCUAAAUAGUCUGAAGUCAGGAUUCAGGUUUUUUUUCUUAUCAACACUCUUGCGAGACGAUUAAUUUUACCGCGAGAGGAGGUAUUAGAUCAUCAGGAAAGUUUUCGCAAAUGCCAAUUAUAGCUCAAGUUGACAUCAUCAGCCAAUAAGAACCCGAUGUAAAUUUAAGCAAUCUACCGGAAACACAGGAAAACGCGAGUGAGAGAGCCAAGAGUAGAUUAGUGUUAUUUUUGCAUCUGAUUCGUUGAGAUGGCGGUGCGAGUUCUCUCGACCAAUCACAGAGCGAGGUAAACCAAAACCAAAGCCUUGAUUUAAUAAAGUGUUUUCACCAAAUAAUCGAUGUAUGCGGGCCUUUUGAAAUUCUGACCAGGAUGUGAAGGUGUUGUAUAUGUUGCGGAACCAAAGUUUUAAGUCUAAGUGUGAAUAUAAUAUCAUGGCAUAUGACUGAAUUUUUCUUUUCUCAUUCCUUAGACUUUUACAAACUGUAGUUGUAUUCAACCACAAAGCAAUUCAAGCGUAGGUUCAGCUGUAAAGGGCUACUGUGGAAAGACGUCCGGCUGUAUGACCUACAUUGCAUUUGUCGUCUUCCUUAUCGUGGUGUUGUUUUCAGUAUUUAUCACGGCUGUAGCGAACAAGACAGUUGUGCUAAGGUGAGUCACCCAAGAACACAUGGAACAUUCACUUUACGGUUGAUUGUCGUAAAACCAAAAACCAAAGUAAUCAGAACGACCAAUUACGAGAAAGGAAAAUAUCUUUAAGAGCCAUUGAGGUCUUGAAGUAAAAACAACCCAAACGCCUUAAGCGCGGGAAAACGGGGGCGGCCAAGUCGUUUAAGUGUUGCAUCCGAUUGGUUGGGAGGAUGGGACGAGUUUUCUGGACCAAUUAUAGAGCGAAGUGAAGCAGAACUACUGGAAUCCCGGAUUACUUUCGAUACUCCGUUGAAAACUGUUCUAUGAAAGACUCUUAGAUUUAGGGACGAGCACGAAACUACAAAAACCUUUUUCGUGAAAAAAAAUAAACUAAAAGAAGCAAACAAUCAGAUCAAACUUACAGAUGAAAGUAUGAAACUCGAACUGAGUUCUUAGUAGAAGAAAUCCACAUGAAUGCAAUCCUAGACUGCUUUCGACACUUUUUGUGUAUAAUUGUUAGUCGGGUAUGUAUUAAAAACUUAAAUGAACAGUAGGAAUUUAUUUGACAUUAAGAAGCAUUAACUGUCGACAACAAACGAACCUCUGCUUGAGAACUAAUGAAUGGAAGCACACUUUCAGGUUUAAGUUCUUAAUAACCAUAAAAUUCUUCUUUCAACUUAUUUAUCCAGAAAUAAUAAUUCAAAAUUAUUAAUUCCCACGUACUCUACCAAUUCUGAAGAAACCUUGAUCGGAUACGGAUGACAAUAUUUACACGACUGUCAAAACGAGGGUUGUUACAGAAACUUUACAAAUUAAGAUACCUCCUCGUCGUUUCGACAGUUUUAACUAAUGUACGGCAAACUCAACCUAAAUACGGGACUAUUCCAUUCUAGGUGUGUCCCUUACAACCAGAGAGCAUACGCACUCGGUUUCCAGUUUAUAAUCCAGCGCUGUCUCGGAUUCUUACCGGGACCGAUUCUUUUCGGCGCUAUUUUCGAUGGAACGUGUGUUCAAUGGGGAGAGAGCUGCGGAAAUAGAGGCAACUGUCAAUUUUACGAGAUUGACAAGCUGACUGACAGGCUUGGAUACGCGGGUUUAAGCUUCACAGGUUAGCUUCGUAUGUCUGUCUAAAGACGUGUUAUCUUAACGGUUAGCGUACUAGCCUCUGGGUAAGGACCCCGUCCGGGUCUUUGUGUUAUAUUCUUGGUAUUCCUCUCCACAAAGGAGUAUGAAUAGUUAACGGGAACUGUGAGAGAAAACCGACGGAAAGCAUCAGGAAUGUUGAGAGGAAAACUACGAUUGAUUAGCAUCCCUUCCCUGGGGAGAGGCACUCCUUAGCGCUUCAUGCUACGCAAACCGGAUAAGUCUAGACAGUUAUAGACCUCUCGUGUUUAAGAACGUUAGAUUUGCUUAAAUUUGCGAGACUCUCUGAGCGCUCACGGUGAUCCUUCAGACCAAGCCGCACUUAAGUUACAUUUAAGAUAAGUUAUAUCCAUUAUAUCUGCCUGACAUAUAAGAGAAGCAGACUAGGUGUCGUAGUCUAAGAGACCAAAACUUUUCCGCACAUUUAAUAAUGGAAAUACUUUUGAGAUGUUGCAGUCUAAUUUACAUCUCUCACAAAAAGUGUUUCUCGCUGUUAUCUGUCAUGUUAUAGUUUGUCUUCAUGUUCUGUCUUUCAGGAACCGCCUUUAUUUUCUAUUUCUUGUCGUUCUGGUUUUGCAAGGCGACCAUUCAAGAAGAGGAAGAUCAAAGAGGUAGACAGGAAAUAUCCACGAAUGAUCGCGAGAAACUUGAUCAAAACGAUAACGAUGACGCACAAUUUGAAUCCACCAUAUGAUCAACCCUUCAAAGGCCAAAACACAAACACUGAACCUUGAAGAGCAACUAUUAGUUGACUACAUCCCCGACAAGGCUAUGGCAGCCCGUGUUUUCUACUGUCGAAGUAACCAUGCAUUCCAAACUCGUCCCCAGGGUCUUUUCAUGUAUUGAAAUACCGCAUAAAGGCGCGGUUAGUCUGGCUCUGGGAAUGCGCUUGGUAGUGUUAUUACAUUUUGUUAUUGCGCUGGCGCGAAUUCUUGUUUCAAAACUCCGGAUUGAUAGCGUUCGUUUAUAAUCGAUGAAAAUCGUACGAAAAGAUCUGUUAAAGGGGAGGGUUUCUCUCACUGUGCACAGGUUAAACGGAUGUCAAAACAAUGGUGUUAAAGACUGCGUUAAAAGUAAUUGGCUUGCUUCGGAAGUAAUUUUUAAUCAAUAAACUCAUUACAAU